AUGGCUUACUCUUCAACAGUUGCCGCCUUAUUGCACCCCUGGUCGGGGCGGCUAGAACUCGUUUGCAGCCUGCCUCUGUACAGAGAUAGAGGGACCAUCUUCGAUAACAAGCCACCAGCAAUCGACAGGCAUCCACUCCUAAUACAAAAACCUAAAAAGCACCAGAAGCAGCUAUCUAUUGAGCUUCCAUGGCUUUUCAACAUCACGAGAGAUGAGACUGGAGAUGAGAUCACUGAGGAAGAGGACACCAUCAGCACGACAGAGACGCAAAGCGAUGCGCUGAGCUCAGAUGAAACGACGUGUGGAUGUGUCGACAACAUGAGCGAGACGCUCCAGGCUACGGCGACCGACUUUGAUACGCUACAAAAAGAGACACUGGAGGCACUUGUCGAUUUGAAGAUAAAGCACACUUCAGAAGAAGAGGAAAAGAAUGCCGAAGCAGAAGACGAGCCAGAAACACCAUUCAUUCUUUCCCUCACCCGCAAGCUGUCACCCAGCCCCGAAUACCGAAAUGAGUACUUCCAAGUUGCAAAGUCUGCCGUUGCCGGCUGGGGAGCUUUUGCCGAACGAGACCUCAAACGAGGAGACAUCAUCUUGAGAGAAAUUCCGCUAUUCGUCGCAGAAAGCCACAAUAUCAUACGAGAGUUUUACAAGCUCAGCUUGCAGGACAGAGAAGUCGCGCUGAGUCUCCACGCACACGAGCUCAUCAAGGGGGACACUCCCAAGGUCACCGCGGUCUGGCACACCAACUGGCAAGUCUCACUGCCUCAACCUUUCAUCACGCUCAUUCCCGCCAGCCAAAACGACAACUAA
This is a messenger RNA of Trichoderma citrinoviride, 813 nucleotides long. RefSeq lists its product as hypothetical. The coding region runs from base 1 to 813 and encodes 270 amino acids. The transcript has 2 exons. Lineage: Eukaryota; Fungi; Ascomycota; Sordariomycetes; Hypocreales; Hypocreaceae. The record is from RefSeq and is a predicted model, not a curated record.